Entrophospora sp. SA101 is the source of this 183-nucleotide messenger RNA. Lineage: Eukaryota; Fungi; Glomeromycota; Glomeromycetes; Entrophosporales; Entrophosporaceae. The record is from the annotation of a GenBank genome assembly.
AUGAAUAGUUUAGUUACCAAUAGAAAAGAACUCACUGAAUUUGAACGUGGAAAAAUCAUUGCACUUUCAGAAAAAGAACAAUCAGUGCGUAAAAUAUCAAAUGACCUUGGAUAUCCUAAGUCUACUGUUCAAGAUACAAUUUCUCGUUAUAAGACUAAAGGAGACACCCAUAGCGCUCUCUGA